CAAAACAAGCCCCAUUUCUGUAAUCCACUAAACACUAGUCCACAACAUAUACUCACAUUAUACACACAUUUCUCACCGGAAACACCAUGAAUUUUCCGGCGGCCGUGAAACGCCCGAUCACCAAAUUCUCAUCACCACCUCUUCAAACUCACAAACCACUCAAACCCCAUCAAUCUUUGAUCAAAUCCCCGCCUACCCUUUUCAAGAAAUCACCGAAUUUCAACAAUCACUUGAAAAAUGACUCAUUCACAUCCCUUUCAAGCUCAAGAACUGGUUUUCCGAUGAGUUCUCGGGUCAAUUCGAAGAGGGCUUCUUCGGGAGAUGAUCGUUAUCUUGUGACUGACGUGAAAGCACCGAGCUUUGUUGAGUUUAUUACUUCUGAGAGGAUUAAAGUUGUGGCAAUGCUUGCUAUGGCUUUGGCUUUGUGUAAUGCUGAUCGUGUGGUUAUGUCGGUUGCGAUUGUUCCGAUGUCGCUUUCGAAUGGGUGGAGGCAGUCUUUUGCUGGAGUAGUGCAGUCUUCUUUUCUCUGGGGAUACCUGAUAUCGCCCAUAGCUGGUGGGACUCUUGUAGACUAUUAUGGCGGUAAGAUAGUCAUGGCAUGGGGUGUCACUUUGUGGUCACUAGCGACGUUUCUCACUCCAUGGGCUGCAGAUACUUCUUUGUUAGCAUUGCUACUUGCACGUGUCCUACUUGGCAUCGCAGAAGGUGUGGCUCUUCCUAGUAUGAACAAUAUGAUAGCAAGAUGGUUCCCUUCAACAGAACGAUCCCAAGCUGUUGGUCUUGCAAUGGGAGGAUUUCAGCUUGGAAGUGCUAUUGGACUCACACUUUCUCCUAUCCUCAUGUCACAAGCUGGUGUGUUCGGACCAUUUAUAAUAUUUGGAUUAUGUGGUUUUUUGUGGGUUAUAAUAUGGAUUUCUGCUACAACAAGUACUCCCGAUCAAAAUUUUCAAAUAUCACGAUAUGAGCUGGAGUAUAUACGAAGCAUGAGGCCAAAAUCCUUAAAGGUUGAGAAUGAUUUGGCAAAACCUAAAGUCAUUCCUCCUUUUAGACGAUUGCUUUCCAAGAUGCCAACUUGGUCUAUAAUUGUUGCAAAUGCCAUGCAUAGCUGGGGUUUUUUCGUUAUUCUUUCGUGGAUGCCAAUAUACUUUAAAACGAUAUAUCAUGUUGACCUCAGACAAGCCGCAUGGUUUAGUGCUGUUCCAUGGAGUAUGAUGGCAGUAGUAGGAUACUAUGCAGGUGUUUGGUCAGAUGAUUUAAUUCGACGUGGUACAAGUGUCACUUUUACCAGAAAAAUGAUGCAGACAAUUGGAUUUGCUGGCCCUGGCCUUGCUCUCAUUGCUCUAACAAUGUCAAAAAGUCCAAUAACAGCAUCUGCAUGGCUAACCGUAGCUGUGGGGCUGAAGUCAUUCAGCCAUUUCGGCUUCCUUGUAAAUCUACAGGAAAUUGCACCGCAAUAUUCUGGCGUUCUUCACGGUUUGUCAAACACCGCAGGAACGUUAGCUGCUAUAGUGGGAACAGUUGGAGCUGGGUACUUUGUCGAACUAGUUGGCUCCUUCCAGGGAUUUUUGAUACUCACAGCUAUCCUCUAUUUUAUGUCCACUCUAUUUUGGAACAUUUUCUCUACCGGAGAAUUGGUUGAUUUCGAUGAGACUAAUCAGGUCAAGCAGCAUUAGGUUAAGCCUGAUUUAGAGAAGAGGAAAUAUGGCAGAUAGAGUUAAUUUCAUGUGUCAUGUGUUGUAGGCAGUAUGUACCAGUAUGUUGCUGUAGUUGUAAUGUUUGGGAUGCCGAGGAGCUUACCCGAUUUCUGAUUUUGGAUUAAUGUAGGUUUUUAAUUUUCUUUUUUGUAAAUAUAUCCCAGUAUAUAUUAGGGAGGCGCUUGGUUCAUGGUUAA
Molecule: messenger RNA, 1891 nt
Organism: Daucus carota subsp. sativus
Lineage: Eukaryota; Viridiplantae; Streptophyta; Magnoliopsida; Apiales; Apiaceae
Product: probable anion transporter 4, chloroplastic
Exons: 8
Coding region: 87-1673 (528 amino acids)
Biological process (GO): transmembrane transport
Molecular function (GO): transmembrane transporter activity
Source: RefSeq, a predicted model, not a curated record